Molecule: messenger RNA, 2138 nt
Organism: Magnolia sinica
Lineage: Eukaryota; Viridiplantae; Streptophyta; Magnoliopsida; Magnoliales; Magnoliaceae
Product: 2,3-bisphosphoglycerate-independent phosphoglycerate mutase
Exons: 10
Coding region: 179-1858 (559 amino acids)
Biological process (GO): glucose catabolic process
Cellular component (GO): cytoplasm
Molecular function (GO): manganese ion binding
Source: RefSeq, a predicted model, not a curated record
UAUAAAUAGAGAAGCAGCGGCAAGCAUCACGGUUCUCUCACCAUCGUUUUCAUCCAGACUCUCCUCUGAUUUCAAAGGCAUCUUGAUCAGAUCGCCUAUAUAUAUAAAGGUCCGUACACACGGGAUUUCUGUGUAUUGUCCUAGAAAGAGCCUUGGAAAUUUCACAAGAUUUUGAGAGAUGGGUAGCUCUGGAUUCUCAUGGAAAUUGGCUGAACACCCAAAGCUUCCAAAGGGUAAGACCAUAGCAGUUGUUGUUUUGGAUGGGUGGGGUGAAGCCAAUCCUGACAAGUACAACUGUAUCCAUGUUGCUGAAACACCGACAAUGGAUUCGCUUAAAAAGAGUGCUCCGGAGAAGUGGAGGUUGGUGAGGGCUCAUGGAAAGGCGGUGGGGCUCCCAACUGAGGAUGACAUGGGCAAUAGUGAGGUUGGUCACAAUGCACUUGGUGCUGGACGGAUAUAUGCUCAAGGUGCGAAGCUAGUCGAUCUUGCACUUGCCUCUGGAAAAAUCUUUGAAGGAGAAGGUUUCAAGUACAUCAAGGAAAGCUUUGAUACUGGCACUUUGCAUCUGAUUGGGUUAUUGAGCGAUGGGGGUGUCCACUCCCGGCUUGAUCAGUUGCAGUUGCUACUAAAAGGAGCUAGUGAGAAUGGUGCCAAAAGAAUCCGUGUGCACAUCCUCACCGACGGCCGUGAUGUUUUGGAUGGUUCAAGUGUAGGCUUUGUAGAAACACUCGAGAAUGAUCUUUCACAGUUACGGGAGAAAGGCAUUGAUGCUCAGAUUGCAUCUGGUGGUGGCAGGAUGAAUGUUACAAUGGAUCGUUAUGAGAAUGACUGGGGUGUCGUUAAACGUGGAUGGGAUGCCCAGGUUCUUGGUGAAGCUCCAUGCAAAUUUCAAAGUGCUGUUGAAGCUGUGAAAAAGCUCAGGGCGGAACCUAAGGCCAAUGACCAGUAUUUGCCCCCAUUUGUUAUAGUUGAUGAGAAUGGCAAGGCAGUCGGGCCAAUAGUGGAUGGGGAUGCAGUUGUAACAAUCAACUUCCGGGCAGACCGUAUGGUUAUGGUUGCUAAAGCGUUUGAGUAUGAAGAUUUUGAUAAAUUUGACCGUGUUCGGUUUCCAAAAAUUCGCUAUGCCGGAAUGCUACAAUAUGAUGGGGAGUUGAAGCUUCCAAGCCAUUAUCUUGUUUCUCCCCCAGAGAUAGAGAGGACAUCUGGUGAAUAUCUAGUGCAUAACGGUGUCCGCACAUUUGCAUGCAGUGAGACCGUCAAGUUUGGUCAUGUCACAUUCUUCUGGAAUGGAAAUAGAUCGGGAUACUUUAACUCAGAGAUGGAGGAAUAUGUUGAAAUUCCAAGUGAUAGUGGAAUUACUUUCAAUGUCCAACCAAAGAUGAAGGCCCUGGAAAUUGCAGAGAAGGCAAGGGAUGCCAUCCUUAGUCGCAAGUUUGAUCAGGUACGUGUCAACCUACCUAAUGGGGACAUGGUUGGGCAUACAGGUGAUAUAGAGGCAACGGUUGUAGCUUGCAAGGCAGCUGAUGAAGCCGUCAAGAUGAUCCUUGAUGCGAUAGAGCAAGUGGGUGGAAUCUAUGUCGUGACUGCAGAUCAUGGAAAUGCCGAGGACAUGGUGAAGAGAAACAAGACCGGGCAGCCUCAGCUCGAUAAAAAUGGGAAUAUCCAAAUCCUCACUUCUCAUACUCUCCAACCUGUUCCGAUUGCCAUUGGAGGCCCUGGUUUGGCGGCAGGAGUCAAAUUCCGGACGGACGUGCCCGAUGGUGGGCUUGCCAAUGUCGCAGCCACUGUGAUGAAUCUCCAUGGUUUUGAGGCGCCGAGUGACUACGAGCAAACGCUCAUUGAGGUUGUUGACAAUUGAUUUGUCAGAGUAACAAUGAUAUAAUGACUUUCCUACAUGAUUUAAGACUUUCAGUAACAUUAUAACGCUAUGAUAAGCGUCGGGGGUCUUUGUGGCGUUUAAAUAAUUUUUGAAAUCUGCUGUUUAGUGGUUAGGCAUGAUGAAUUUCGGCGCGAUUAGUAUGAGGUUUUUGAUUGAAAGUUGGCUGAAAUGUAUUUGUAUUAGAUGUUGUAUUGGAACCUUUAUGUGAGGGUUUUCCCCCACUAUUUUCCUUUUUGGGUCCAUAUUAUUUUGAUUUCUA